UCGUCACCAAGUCGUGCGUUUUCGGCGGUGGCGGCCACGGCACUACAACCUUCGACUCGCUUUGCGACUGCUGAUCUCGUCGCCUCAGUGCUUCACCUUGACUUUUGGGAUGACGAACAAGCAAGCACCAUGUACGGCGACGAGAACAUUCCUGACAUUGCCACCUUGAUAACCACAAUCAAAUCCGACCCACUAGUCAUCGAAAAUGGAACUAUUACUAUUCUCGGAGGAUUACUGGUGGCAUUUGUAAACUCAGGUAAUUACGACGCCAGAUAUCGGGUACUUCUUAGGCAUCUCGCUACACUGCUGGGUGUUGUCUGGGAAGACUUUGAAGACAUUGAGGAUUCGUUAGCGGACACCAUCAUCGCCGAGGUUUUCGUGGAAACAAAGCACUCAAAAUUGGCUCGCGAAAAAGCGCAGAGGAACAAGAAAAUCAAACGAUUUCUCCUUGUUGGCGCCGCCGGAGGCAUCGGAGGGGUGCUCAUCGGUAAGACGUUUCGAGUACUCAAAUACUUCCCAUAG
Molecule: messenger RNA, 522 nt
Organism: Ostertagia ostertagi
Lineage: Eukaryota; Metazoa; Nematoda; Chromadorea; Rhabditida; Trichostrongylidae
Source: the annotation of a GenBank genome assembly